Molecule: messenger RNA, 2492 nt
Organism: Patiria miniata (bat star)
Lineage: Eukaryota; Metazoa; Echinodermata; Asteroidea; Valvatida; Asterinidae
Gene: mfsd5
Product: molybdate-anion transporter-like
Exons: 2
Coding region: 425-1816 (463 amino acids)
Biological process (GO): molybdate ion transport
Cellular component (GO): membrane
Molecular function (GO): molybdate ion transmembrane transporter activity
Source: RefSeq, a predicted model, not a curated record
AAUGCAAUACGGCAAUCAAAAUGGCUGCCUCCACGUUGGAAACUUGAAAAUUUAACUCCACAACCGGACAACAGGACAACUGUCUAGUGCAAGAUACAUGUUGGCGGACAUCCGAAUGCAACUUUAGCUUCCAUUGCUUCAGUUCCAGUAGCAUCUUGAAAUCGACUCCAGCAUGGUGUAAUAAUCUUCAACAUGUUCAAUGUCUGUUGACCUCUUCGCACACGAACCCAUUUGUUGGAAGAUACAUGUACUCGGCCAAAAUUCUUUGGAGUUUUGAUUGAGGUGAAGUUUUACCAAUGCUUAUUGAAUGUUGCCAUCCAUUGCAACAAGUCUAUUUUCAAAUGAGUUUGACAAAGGCCGUAUUGCAGUCUUAAUUAUAGAAAUAUAACUGUAUCAAGCAAGGAAUUCAGACUCUGUGUCCAGUAUGUCAAUGUACCUUGCGUCAUACGUAGCCAGUUUUGCCGCGCUUCUUGCCCUGUGCGGGGUGUUGCACUUCUUCGUCAGUCGGAGGCGGCCUAAGGAGACGACGGGACACAACCCAAAUUUCGUGCAAUUCCAACGGAAGUACUUUGUAGCCUACUUCCUGGCAUUGACGGCGGAUUGGCUGCAGGGACCGUAUCUCUAUAAACUCUACCGCCACUACGGGUUCCAAGAACCCCAGAUUGCUGUGCUGUAUGUCUGUGGGUUUGCAUCCAGCGUGAUCCUGGGCACAGCCACCAGCGCCCUAGCAGACCAUUGCGGCCGUAAGAAACUCUGCAUCACCUUCUCCAUCAUCUACUCCAUCUCGUGCAUCACCAAGCUGUCUUACAGCUACUACAUCCUGAUUUUGGGUCGGAUCUUGGGCGGUAUAUCCACCUCACUGCUGUUCACCGCCUACGAAGCCUGGUACCUCCAUGAGCAUGUCGAAUCCCACGACUUCCCUAAGGAGUGGGUGGCUUUGACCUUCUCCAAGGCAACCUUCUGGAAUGGCGUCUUGGCCAUCGGAGCCGGUUUGGCAUCUAAUGUACUGGUGGGCGUUCUGCGCCUCGGUCCUGUCGCUCCCUUCAUGCUUGCCAUCCCCUUGCUGCUAGCCUCAGGGGCUGUAGUGGCAUCCUCCUGGAGCGAAAACAACGGAGCAAAGAAGGUCAAGAUCUCCAAGUCCUGCACAGAAGGGCUGCGUCACAUCGUCAACUCUCGCCGCAUGCUGCUGAUCGGGGCCAUGCAGUCACUCUUUGAGAGUGUCAUGUACAUCUUCAUCUUCAUCUGGACGCCGGUCCUAGACAUGCCUCCCACGGCACCUCUCGGACUGAUCUUCUCCUGCUUCAUGGCCUGCAUCAUGAUCGGCUCCAACCUCUACGAGCUGCUGUCCAAGCGGGGGAUACCCGCCUACAACAUCGUCAACGGCUCCAUCCUCCUAGCUCUACUAUCCACCCUCACUUGCAUCCUGUCCUACCGCCAUCAGCACGCGGUAUCCUAUGUGGCCUUCCUGCUCCUUGAGCUGGCCUGCGGUCUCUACUUCCCCUCCAUGGGUUUCCUGCGGGGGAAGGUGCUCCCCGAAACCCAUCGGGCGGGGAUCAUGAACUGGUUCCGGGUGCCGCUCAACCUGAUCGCCUGCGCGCUGCUCAUGCUGCUGCACGGCAACUACUCCCAGGCAGGGACCCGGCACAUCUUCAUCAUCUGCUCGUUGCUGUUGGCCGCGGCGCUUUUCUGCGGCGUCCGCUUUGCCCGGCUCGUUAAGAACGAUGAGAACAUGAAAGUUGCAACCACAGAGCUGGAAAACGGAUCUGACAAUAUGAACGGAGAUAUUGUAACCAACCAAGACACAGGCUCUGUUUGACUGAAAUCCUUUAAUUUGUACAAAAUAUUUACAUACCUUGAAGAUUGUACAUUUUAUUUCUCUCGUCGAGGAUUUUUUGUUCAUGUAUGUUUCUUGAACCUGUUUCCAUUUUAAAUAUUUUUUAGAUUUAGUUAAGAGAAUUUUUGCCUGUCAACAGUAUCAUUUUGGUAUAGAAAAUCUGUUUCCUUUAUCAUUUCCCUUAAUUGUGACUUAAAAAAAAAAUAUGUAUAUCGGCAGUAAAGGCAUGCGUGUUUUUAUCUUGAGUUUUGGAUCAAUAUCACUUCACUGUCCAUAAAUGCAUAUUAUUUUGAAAAACAAACUGACCAAAUCAUUCAUUUCCAAAAUCUAAAUUCCAAAUUCGUUUUGGGUUUAUAUCUGCUACAAGUACUCUUCCUACAAAAUGUUCCCACAAAUUUUAGUCAAUUUAAACAAGACAAGUCAAGUUAUUGGGUGAUCGAGUACUACUAUAUAUUGUAUUUGUUCACUGAAGAUUCAACGGUGCUUUGGCAGUUUUGGGCAGUACAUGAAGUAACAGCAGGGCAGUUUAGGGCGGAACUAUUCUAAUAAUUUAAAACUCUCAGUAUGCUGUGUAUUACAGGGUGGCGCAAAAAGAAGGAAACCCACUUUUGACCGGAAUUUUAACCUACUUUAAUAACUUAUUUAAACUUUUUUUAAU